This is a messenger RNA of Cervus elaphus (red deer), 2561 nucleotides long. RefSeq names its product SEBOX homeobox (gene SEBOX). Lineage: Eukaryota; Metazoa; Chordata; Mammalia; Artiodactyla; Cervidae. Gene Ontology annotation, molecular function: DNA binding. The record is from RefSeq and is a predicted model, not a curated record. The coding region runs from base 1036 to 1809 and encodes 257 amino acids. The transcript is spliced from 3 exons.
GAGAGGCAGGAGGCAGGGGUCUGCCUGGGUAAAGGAGGGGAAGUCGGGCAGUCAGGAUGGCUUGGCGGGGUGGGACAGAGAAGAUCCUCCUUGUGUCCAGCCUGUGUUGAGCUCAAGCCCUCUCAGUGAGCCAGAAAACCUGUUGGGAGAGCCUCAUGAAUGCAAGCCUUCCUCCCACACCAAGCAGUCCCCAACAACCCACCAGCAGCUAAGCAGGGACUUGAACCCCUCUUAAGGAUGACAGGAGUCACCAAGCCACUCCACCCAGCCCGGGGCUUGUUUUGCCUCUUGUCAUUGACCCGGAUCUUAGAAGGGGCAGGGGGUCAGGAGGUAGUGGACUGCGGCUUAGCUUUUCUGCCCAUCCUGGACCUGAAAUGCUGUUAGCUCAGACACUCAAGAGCCCCUGAGAAGGUGAUCACUGUGCUCCCCCAAACCUAUCCCUACAAUUAUGGGGUUUUGAGGUCUCUCUCUGUCUUGGGUCUGGGGUGCAGGGCACUGAGGCAGGAAACACAGAGAAAGUCAGGGACCAAAAGGAAAUUCAAAUGCACCCAUUUCUUUUGGAAAAGUGGCCCAGAAGACUGCUAAGGACAAGAACAUCAUAAUAACAUCUUUCUUAAAUGCCCCCCCCCCCACCAAAUGUACCUGUGGAACCUCCUCUGGUUCCAAGUUCCUGGACUCUAGGAAGUCCACUUGGGCUUUUAGGCGGCCACGGGAGCAGGCCAAGCUCUAAAGCAAGACCCGAGGGUGAUCUGGUAGUGACAUCUGCUCCCUGUCCUGCUGAAGGGAGGGUGGCUCUGGCUCAUCUGCUGUCCCCAUCAUCCUCCACAUCCUGUCUAGCUUCCUCAGCCCCAUCUCAGUUGUGGGAUAGGACUCCACCCUGUCUCCCCCAAAGGCAGCCGGCCCCCCAGGCCCCAGGAAGGGCAGCUGAAGCCCUGGGAGCAUCCAUGCCUUCCUGGAUGGAACCAUGGGAGGAUUUUCAUAAAGUACAGGAUUUCAGACAUAGACUGCCAGAGUUUGAAGUGUGAGGAAUGGGGGAUGAGGCCAGCUUCUUUGGUGAAGCCCCGGAGGAGCAGGGUUGCCCCACCCAUAUUCCCACGAGGCUCCUUUUCCUCCGGGGAUUCACCCCCUCCUGGAGGCGGGGCCAGGCCUCUGAGCGGGAUAAAACCCCACACUCGGAGGGGACUGGUGCGGGCACAGCCUUGGCAUGGCCGUCUGGCUCCUCACUCUGCCGGCUCCAUGACCAGCCCAGUGGAUGCAUCUCCAGCAGGCUGUGCCAGUGGGUUGGGUCCCCACAGGAGAAAGAGGACCACCUUCAGCAGAGGGCAGCUGCUUGAGCUGGAGCGAGUGUUUGCGGCACGGCCCUACCCCGACAUCGGCACCCGUGAGCACCUGGCCCGGGUCACCUCUCUUCCUGAGGCCAAGAUACAGGUGUGGUUCCAGAACCGCAGAGCCAAGAGAAUCAAGGAUAGAAAGCCAGGAGGCCUAAGCCCCAGGCCUGAGCCUCCCCAGAGGUCCCGUUCUCUUCCGGACACCAUCCAGCGGGCCCCGGAGCCCUGGAUGCUUGGCCAGCCUCCACCCUCCAACAGCACAGCACAGGGCUCCUGUGUGUGUCGACAGGCCUCCUGCCCAGCUCCUGGCUUGGGUCCAGGGCAGGGCUGGGUGGGGGCUAAAGCUGCAGCCCCCUGGGCCCCAGCUGGGUCUUCAGGGGCCCACCUCUCUUCUGAGCGAGCUGCUCCCCAGACCUCACUGGGCAGCCUGUCUGACCUCAUCUAUGCCUCAGCCAUUGUCACCAACCUGGAUCACUCCUAACCUAGGUCUAGGACUUGCAAGACCCCUCCUCUGGCUCCUGUAGCCCACUCUGCCCCUUAAGACUGAACACACCGUAAGUGGAUCUCCUGAACCCUCCUUUUACACAAGGGAGUUUUCUUACGGGAAGAAAGUAUUAGCUCAGGGAUACCUCCCUUCCACUGUCCUCCAGACCAGCCUCGAUACAGAUUCUAUGGUGUAAUGAGGGCCUGGCUCCUGCUACCUAGCACCCUCCCCGUCCAUCAUCUCGACAGGAGGUUCCUACAGAGGGAUGAGAUAGAAGCCCAUGUUUUCCACUUCUGCCAGUUUCCCAAUUCUUCUCAUCCCAGCUGACAAUACCUCCUCCCUCUAAAGGACAAUGGACGAUUGCCCUGUACCCAAGGGCCCUUUAGGCCAUUACCUGACUGUUAAGUAAGCUGGGAGAUGGCUGAUCCUAAUUUUAGACUGCAGGGACCAGUCCUUUUAUAGUUCAGGGCCCCCCUCUCCUGUCCUCCUGCCACCUGGACAAAUUAAUCAGAGCCAUGGAUCUGAAGAGGGAGUGAUAUUAAAGUCAUAAAGUAGAAAUAGGAGCCCAGGGCUUACGUUGAUUUAAUUUUCACAAAUAUGAGAUUGGCUGCCCUCUGACCUGGGGCUGCAGAGACAACCUGCAGAUUCAGGAUGGGGUGGGGAGAAGCGUGCAUGUUGGCAGCGUUGGGUUUUGGUAUCACUGUCAUCUGUAAUACCAACUAAUCUUCAAAUAAAACCCCAACUCUGUA